Molecule: messenger RNA, 2310 nt
Organism: Penicillium brasilianum
Lineage: Eukaryota; Fungi; Ascomycota; Eurotiomycetes; Eurotiales; Aspergillaceae
Source: the annotation of a GenBank genome assembly
AUGCCAGACGGUACCGCAGGGGGUCCUCAAAGGGCUUCUCAAGAGAAAGUAGACGCCUGUCGAAAUGCCCUAUUCCUCACCGACCCAAUCAUCGAUCGGGAGACUCUCAAAAGCACAAAGGGCGAGAGGACUGCCGGCACCUGCGAAUGGAUCAAAGACAAUGAAACCUACAAGUCUUGGCUUGAAGGCAGCCCGCAAUGUCUUUGGAUCUCCGGCAAGCCCGGUAAAGGAAAGACAAUGCUCUCGAAUUUCUUAAUUGAAGAGCUUGAGACCCAUACUCAAGGAAUGAAGGACACAGUGUUGUUCUACUUUUGCAGCCAUCAAGAUGAGAAGCGCAACAGCGCGGUGGCCGUCCUUAGGGGCCUGGCGUACCAGCUAGUCAGAGAGCGCCGAGAGCUCUCCAAGGACGUCCUAUCAUGGUUCGAGAGUCCAGAGAGAACUCAAACGACGUUGUCUUCUGCCGAAGCCCUCUGGAUCAUAUUUAGGACGCUCCUACAAGCUCCCGACCUUAGCACGGUCUUCUGUGUGCUUGACGGACUCGAUGAAUGCGACGAGGCGUCGGCAAGACUUCUAGUUGACAAAUUUUGCCAGUACUUUUCGCCGAAGAGUUCACAGCCAAGUGGUGGGCUGCUCAAAUUGGUAAUUGUUAGCCGGAACAUUGCUAGACUGAAUGCGUUCCCCCAAGUGAAGCUGGAUCCUGACAACGACGGGCAUGUGGGCAGCAACAUUGAAUUGUUCAUCUCUGCCAAAGUUCAAGAACUUGAAAGGGUACAGGGAUUCAACUCUAUUCGCAAGAAGGUCGAGGGUGCUCUUCUAAGUGGAGCCGACGGUACCUUCCUCUGGGUUGGCUUCGUUAUGGGAGAGCUGUCAAAGAUAAAUACAUGUGAAGAAAUCAUGCAGACGCUGUACAGUUUUCCGCUAGGACUAGACGCAGUUUACAACCGAAUGUUACGGCAGAUCGAAAGCAGUCGACAGGGCACUGCCUCCAAAAUCUUGCGUUGGGUUACGAUGGCUCUUCGGCCUCUGGCGUUGCAAGAAUUAACCGCUGCUAUCUUCCCGUCCACUAAACAUGUCAGUGACCAAGCCAUUCGCGAUCACAUCACUUUAUGUGGGCCGAUCCUCGAGAUCCAUAACCAGCAAGUCCACCUUGUCCACCAAUCAGCUAAGGACUAUUUACUGCCAGAGAAGCCUGGAUACGACACAAUACAAGAGAAAUUUCGCAUCAGAGUAGAAGAGGCGCAUGCCGAACUAGCAAGAACAUGUCUUCAUUACAUUGAGAACAGCGACUUACGCAAAAGGCCUCUGGUUAUCUGGGGAGCAUCUGUUCAGCGGCAAUGGCCACUGUUAGACUACGCAACACUGCACUGGCCGGAACACGCAAGGCAGUCUUCCACACAUUCGGACGAUGGCGUUGACCUCACAUGGCCGUUCUUCCAAGAAACUUCCAUUGUACGGAUGAACUGGUGGGUGACCUACCAAAUGGCAAAUGGCAGGAUUACUCCGGAUCCUGAUUGCUUACCUUUGUUGCACAUGUUUUCUUAUUUCGGGAUUGAGCCAUUAGCUCGGAAGCUUCUGUUAAAGACAACCUGGGACUCGACGAUUUUCCGCAAGUCUGUGAAUAAGAAGGACAAGUAUGGCAGGACGGCGCUAUUCCAGGCCGCCUGGAGAGGGCACAAGGAAAUCAUCCAGCUGCUGCUCGAGAAGGGCGCCGAUGUAAAUGCGAAGGACGACUACGGCGGGACGGCGCUAAUCCAGGCCGCUAAGGGAGGGCACGAGGCAAUCGUCCACCUACUACUCAAGAAGGGCGCCUUUAUGAAUAUGAGAGACGACUACGUCGGGACGGCGCUGAGCACGGCCGCCGAGGGAGGGCAUGAUGCAAUCGUCCAGCUGCUGCUCGAGAAGGGCGCCGAUGUAACUAUAAAGGACAUCGACGGCCGGACGGCGCUGACCUGGGCCGCCGAGGGAGGGUACGAGGCAAUCGUCAAGCUACUACUCGAGAAGGGCGCCGAUAUGGAUACGAAGGACAAGUAUGACGGCACGGCGCUGAUCACGGCCGCCGAGAGAGGGUUCGAGGCAAUCGUCCAGCUGCUACUCGAGAAGGGCGCCGAUUUUACUAUUAAGGACGACCAUGGCUGGACGGCGCUGACCUUGGCCCUCCAGGAAUUUCACGAGGCAAUCGUCCAGCUGCUACUCGAGAAGGGCGCCGAUGUAACUAUAAAGGACGACCACGGCUGGACGGCGCUGACCUGGGCCCUCCAGGAACACCACAAGGCAAUCGUCCAGCUGCUGACCGAGAAAGGCGCCCAUUGA